Messenger RNA from Medioppia subpectinata, 1470 nucleotides. The record is from the annotation of a GenBank genome assembly. NCBI's taxonomy places the organism in Eukaryota, Metazoa, Arthropoda, Arachnida, Sarcoptiformes, Oppiidae.
ACUCAUCACUGGUUGUGCGGAGACGUCCAUCCAAUCCAUCCAUUCAUCCAAACGCUCGUCAAUUAGACUUUGUUUGCAAUUGAGUCCCAAAUUGAAUGUCAAUAUUUGUGUGAAUAAUCAGUAAUAAGAGGAAAGAGAGACAUGUCUUGGGCCGCACUCUCAGUACAACCGAUGCCAUCACUCAACGCAUCCCAGAGUCUAGCGAUGAGUGAAGACAAUCGGAAACAAUGCGUUACGCAACUGUUGGAAGAGUUGGAGCGCUUCGUCGACGACGACAACUGCGACCACAAGAGUUGCAAUCAAUUGAUCCAAAGUGUCUGCCAUUGCAUCAAAUCGGAGGCCAAUCGUCUGGAAGCGGACGAGUCGUUUGCCCAACAAAUGGACGUCUAUUUCAAUCUUUUGCGGAAUGUGUUGAGGAAUAGUCAACUGAAGCCCAUUUCACGCGCUCUUCUUCUGGAAGUGAUUGAGUUGAGAGCCGCCAACUGGACAGACGUCGACCACAUAGACAAGUAUUACAGCAAAAAGUUGCCAGAAUUGAGAGCCAAUGACUUAAUGGACACGAAAAGCAUUUCCUCUUUCGAUUCCAACGAGAGCUCCAAGUGUUCAGUGAAGGCGUCAAAAGUGGCCGCAAAGGUGUCUUUGAAACAAGAGGUGGUCAUCAGAAAUGGUGACUCAGGAAAAGUGAUGGGAAUUAAAGGCAGAAGAGUUCAUAUGAUAGAAGAGAUGAGCCAAACAGUGAUAUCUUUUCAAAGAGUGCCUCCCGGAGCUAAAGAGCGAAUGGUUCAGAUCAUUGGUCCGACCGAAGAGAACAUUGAACGCGCAAAACGUCUUAUUGAAGACACUAUCAGACGAAACACUUCUCCCGUGCCUUUCGAUUCACACGACAAACCUAUUAAUGAUUUGAAUCUCAAUGAGAAGACAGUCGUAAACAAUGAAAAGAUGGCCAUUAAUGCCAAAAGUGAUGCCAUAAUUGAUGAUCAAAUGGGAUUCACUUUCACAGUCACAGUCGAUAAUGAAGUGCUUAAGUUGUCGACCAAUAGCUAUAGAGUUGGCAUCAAAGCUAAGCAGUUGUUGGAAGAAAAGUUUGCCAUCAAAUAUGAUUCAGAGUCUCAGACAUGUUGUGGAGAUGAGCCUAAAGAAGUGAGUGACACCACAACUGAUCCACAACUGUAUGACAAGGAGUUGAUGAGACAACAAAGACUCAAAUUGGAGGCAAUAAACUGGGAAACAAUUGAACCGAUAUCUGAGUUGAAGGAUACGCCAUCCGUGGCAACGGUUCCCAUUGGGAGAACUUCAUUGCGAUUCAUGUCUAACCAGAAGUCUAAGUCAAAGGAUGAGAAGAUUACAUACGAUCGACAGUUUCUAUUGAAUUGCGCGGAAUUGCCGUUAAGUAACGUAUUGUCUGGAGAAGAGGUGAUGAAACUGAAGGUCAAAAUACCAGAGAUUUUCCGCAAUAUAACAAACCAUUAG